Messenger RNA from Zophobas morio, 2382 nucleotides. Its product is annotated as pseudouridylate synthase 7 homolog. The transcript is spliced from 6 exons. The record is from RefSeq and is a predicted model, not a curated record. Gene Ontology annotation, molecular function: RNA binding; pseudouridine synthase activity. The coding region runs from base 170 to 2200 and encodes 676 amino acids. Gene Ontology annotation, cellular component: nucleus. Lineage: Eukaryota; Metazoa; Arthropoda; Insecta; Coleoptera; Tenebrionidae. Gene Ontology annotation, biological process: pseudouridine synthesis.
CUAUUUCCAUUUUCGUGGAAGUGGCAAAAGUUCCACAGCUGUCACAGCACCAUACGUCACUUGUCAGUUGUCACAUUAUUUCACCAAAAUCGACUUUCUCUUUUCUUACUUAGAACACGUGUUUGUGGUUAGAACCGACAAUUAACUUAAUGCAGUGCACCCCACGAUAAUGCCGAAACCACGCACUGGCAAGAAGCCCCCAGGUCGCUUCCACGCAAAACCGGCCCCCCGUAAAGAGUACCAGCACCAAAACCAGCUGCAAGAAAGCGACGUGGGUAUCACCCAGUUCAUAAGCCCCCUUGACGGGUUCUCCGCCGUGAUCAAAGCCCGAUUUUCCGACUUCCAAGUCAACGAAAUCGACCCGAACGGCGACGUCGCUAAACUGACAAACCAACAAAUACCCAAAGACUGCGAAGACACCAAACCCCAAGCGGAACCCCCUUCAGAGACUCCCUUGCCCCAAAUCCCGCAAAACACAUGGGACGACAUUAAAACCAUGCUUCAGUCGUCAGAACCCACUAAAGUCGAACUGGAUGCCACCAACUUAGCCAAAGAGCAAAGAGCCGAGAUUCACGAGGGUUUGAAGAAGGCCUUCGGGAGGAAAAUCGUGGGGACUACAGUAACCGAAGGCGAGACCAAGAAGAUGGUUUUUACGAAGUUCGACGGAAAGGGGGACAGGGGGUUCAACUGGCCGAAAGACAGGGGGGAAUACGUGCACUUUCUGGUGUACAAAGAAUCUCGAGACACGUUAGACGCGACUUUAAAAAUCGCGAGUUGUUUAAGAAUCCCGGCUUCAAGUUUCGCGUAUGCGGGUGUUAAAGACAAAAGAGCGAAAACGACGCAGUGGUUUUCGGUGAAGAAAGUCGAACCGUGGAAGCUUAUAAUAAAAACUAAGUCUUUGUGGGGCGUCAAAAUCGGCAAUAUCGCGUUCAAGGAUAAGCCGUUGAAGCUCGGGGAUCUCAAAGGGAACAAAUUUAGGAUAGCGUUGAGGAACGUGGCUGGGGAUGACGGGUUGAUUGAACAGGCGCUGCAGGGUCUCAAGGAGAAGGGGUUUAUUAAUUAUUACGGGUUGCAGAGGUUCGGGAACGAUAAAGAAGUGCCCACUUUUGCUAUCGGGGUGCAGUUGCUUCUAGGCAAUUGGAAAGAGGCUUGCGAGAUUAUCUUGAAACCGACGGAGUCCGAUAGGGCCGAUUUUCCGAUCACGAAAGCCAAGAAAGUGUAUGCGGAGACGGGAGACGCGUCUAAAGCGCUGGAGGAGUUUGAUGACAACAGGAAGACAAGUAUUGAGUAUUUGUUGUUGUCGGGGUUGAGUAAGGGGCACGCGAAUGACUAUGUCAAUGCCUUGUCAAGUAUACCGAGAAACACAAGACUGCUUUACCUCCACUCGUUCCAAAGCUUGGUCUGGAAUUGCGUAGUUUCCAAAAGAAUAGAAAAAUACGGCCUUGAGGUCGUGGAAGGUGAUUUAGUGUACGCCGAAAAUGAAGAACAAAAUGGCGACGAUAACGAGGACGGGGAAACCUCUGACCCCAAACGACCAAAAGUUAAAGCUCUCGCUUCAAACGAGUGCUCGAACUAUACCAUAUAUGAUAUAGUUUUGCCGCUGCCAGGGUUUGACGUCACUUAUCCGAAACAUCUGGAGGAGUUUUAUAAAGAAACGCUCGAAAAAUACGGUUUGACGCUUGAAAUGACCCGCCAAAAAGUCAAGGAAUAUUCGUUGAGCGGUGCAUACCGAAAGGUCAUGGGCCAAGCCCAGAACCUCUCCUGGAAAAUAAUGCACUACAACGACCCCAAUUACAACCUAAUACGAUCCGACUUUGAAGAACUGAAAGGGGAAAAGGAGCCAGUUGACGUCACAGGUGGAGCCUACAAAGCGCUAAUCUUGGAAUUCAAUUUAGAUUCAGCGUCGUACGCCACAAUGGUGCUACGCGAGAUUCUAAAAACCGACACUUCGGCUAGCGCCAACGCCCGCUUGAAUAAUUAUCACUCAGAACGGGAAGAAAAAAUUCGUACGAAAGAAAUUCCAGACAAUGAAAACGAAGAAUUUUCCGAGAAAAUCGGGCUACUGAGUGACGCGAAAAAGUACGAGGCUUUCAAAAAUCUCGUCUUUGGUGAAGAAGAUUCGACUUUGAAGAGAAAACACGAAGAGUCGGAAGGGGCUGUGGCUGCUAAAGUGGCGAAAACUGGAAAAAACGGGAGUUGAAAGAUUAGGUUAGGUGCAAUGUGAUGAAUACAAUAAACGCUAUCAGAUUUAUUGAAACAAUAAGCGAAACAUUGGAAUACAAUUGAACUCUAAUUAUUUGUUACAAUACGAGAAUUUUUGUAAAAACGAGGACUGUAUUGCAUGUGGUUAUAAACCUAAGUAUUAUAUGGCCUUAAGCAAAA